AAAAAAUAGUUACAUGAAAAAAUAAAGUAUAUAAAUGAAACGAAGUAAGCUUGAAACCUUUUUCUCCUUCUUUUCAUCAAAGAUAUAAAAAGGAGUUGGCCUGUCAUGAAUUUGUAGACCAAGUCAGUAGGGCCGGGGCUUGAUCAGAAAUAUCUGACUCAACAAGGCCCAAAGCCGACAACACUUCAAUAAUUGAAUUCAAUCUCCUUCAGAAAUCCCACAGAAAUAGAAUUUCAAAACCCCAAAAAGCCCAAACUUUACUUUUCACUUGUAAAAUCAUCUUGCUAGGGUUCUUGUUACGAAGAUAGCAAAAUCCAUGAAACUAGGGGGCUUAAAAUCCGUGGAAAACGCCCACGACGAGUCGGUUUGGACUGCCACGUGGGUUCCAGCCACCGACACCCGUCCGGCCGUCCUGUUAACGGGGUCCCUGGACGAAACCGUCAAGCUGUGGAGAUCCGACGAGCUCGAGCUCGUGCGGACCAACACCGGCCACUGCCUUGGCGUCGUUUCAGUGGCCUCCCAUCCUUCCGGCGUGAUCGCCGCCUCCGCCUCUCUCGACAGCUUGGUUCGCGUGUUUGACGUUGACACCAACACCACUAUCGCCACUCUCGAAGCUCCUCCCUCUGAAGUCUGGCAAAUGCAAUUCGAUCCGAAGGGUACAACACUUGCAGUUGCCGGUGGGGGUAGUGCAUCAAUCAAGCUGUGGGACACUGCAACAUGGAGGUUGGUUGCAACUUUAUCAAUUCCUCGUCCUGAAGGACACAAGCCCUCUGAUAAAAGUAGCAGUAAGAAGUUUGUCCUAUCUGUUGCAUGGAGUCCUGAUGGAAGACGACUUGCUUGUGGCUCAAUGGAUGGCACGAUUUCCCUUUUCGAUGUAGCUCGAGCCAAAUUUCUGUAUCACCUUGAAGGCCAUUACAUGCCUGUUAGGUCUCUUGUGUUUUCUCCAGAACCUGAUUCCCGGAAGCUAUACACAGCCUCUGAUGAUGGUCAUGUGCAUAUCUAUGAUGCUGAGGGGAAAGCCAUAAUUGGGGCCAUGUCAGGUCAUGCUAGCUGGGUGUUGAGUGUGGAUGUAAGCCCCGAUGGAGAGGCUAUUGCAACAGGUUCAAGUGACAAAACUGUAAGACUAUGGGAUUUUAAGAUGAGAGCAGCUAUUCAGACAAUGAGCAAUCACACAGACCAGGUCUGGGCAGUGGCAUUUCGACCUGGAGGAGGUGGUCGUCUUGCUAGUGUGUCAGAUGACAAGAGUAUAUCACUCUAUCAUUAUUCUUGAGCGUUCAUGGCUUGUUGAGAUUAAAAACAUUAAGGAUUUGCUUGCAUUACAAAAUGUUGCUACAUGUUUAGCUAUCACUGAUCCAAUAAAUAUGAAACUUGGCUUUA
Molecule: messenger RNA, 1377 nt
Organism: Durio zibethinus
Lineage: Eukaryota; Viridiplantae; Streptophyta; Magnoliopsida; Malvales; Malvaceae
Product: WD repeat-containing protein VIP3-like
Cellular component (GO): Cdc73/Paf1 complex
Molecular function (GO): protein binding
Source: RefSeq, a predicted model, not a curated record